UUGGAUGGAGAUACUGGUCAACAAGAGAUGGUUUCAACUAAGAAGAGCGCUGUUCUCGUGGACGGGGUCAUACUGAAUGGUCCCACCACAGAUGCAAAGGCAGGAGAAAAGUUUGUUGAAGAGGCCUGUAGGCUAAUAUUGGAAGAGGUGGUUUUAAAGGCAACAGAUGUCAAUGAGAAGGUUUGUGAAUGGCAGCCUCCUGAACAACUGAAACAGCUUCUUGAUUUGGAGAUGAGAGACACAGGAGAGCCGCACCACAGGCUGUUGGAACUCUGCCGGGACGUCAUACGCUACAGUGUCAAAACUAACCAUCCAAGAUUUUUCAACCAGUUGUAUGCUGGACUUGAUUAUUACUCCUUGGUGGCUCGAUUUAUGACAGAAGCAUUAAAUCCAAGUGUUUAUACAUAUGAGGUGUCCCCAGUGUUUCUGUUAGUGGAAGAAGCAGUUCUGAAGAAAAUGAUUGAAUUUAUUGGCUGGAAAGAAGGGGAUGGAAUAUUUAACCCAGGUGGCUCAGUGUCCAAUAUGUAUGCCAUGAAUUUAGCUCGAUACAAAUAUUGUCCUGAUAUCAAGGAAAAGGGGCUGUCUGGGUUGCCAAGAUUAAUCCUUUUCACAUCUGCAGAGUGUCAUUACUCCAUGAAGAAGGCAGCCUCCUUUCUUGGGAUUGGUACAGAGAAUAUCUGCUUUGUGGAAACAGAUGGAAGAGGUAAAAUGAUACCUGAGGAACUGGAGAAGCAAAUCAGGCAAGCCAGAAAACAGGGAGCAGCACCGUUUCUUGUCUGUGCCACCUCGGGUACAACGGUGUUGGGCGCGUUUGAUCCGCUGGAUGAAAUAGCUGAUGUCUGCGAGAGGCAUGGCCUCUGGCUUCACGUGGAUGCUUCUUGGGGUGGCUCGGCUUUGAUGUCCAGGAAGCACCGCCGGCUUCUGCAUGGCAUCCACAGAGCUGAUUCUGUGGCCUGGAACCCCCACAAGAUGCUGAUGGCGGGAAUUCAGUGCUGUGCUCUCCUUGUCAAGGACAAAUCUGGUCUUCUUAAGAAAUGCUACUCUGCCAAGGCGUCUUACCUCUUCCAGCAGGAUAAAUUCUAUGAUGUCAGCUACGACACAGGAGACAAGUCUAUCCAAUGUAGCAGGAGAGCAGAUGCAUUCAAGUUCUGGAUGACUUGGAAGGCCUUGGGCACAUUAGGCCUUGAAGAAAGAGUUAAUCGUGCUCUUGCUUUAUCUAGGUACCUGGUAGAAGAAAUCAAGAAAAGAGAAGGAUUCAAGUUGCUGAUGGAACCUGAAUAUGCCAAUAUUUGCUUUUGGUACAUUCCACCGAGCCUCAGAGAGAUGAAAGAAGGACCUGAGUUCUGGGAAAAACUUAAUUUGGUGGCCCCAGCCAUUAAGGAGCGAAUGAUGAAGAAGGGAAGCCUGAUGCUGGGCUUUCAGCCCCACCGGGGGAAGGUCAACUUCUUCCGCCAGGUGGUGAUCAGCCCUCAAGUGAGCCGGGAGGACAUGGACUUCCUCCUGGACGAGAUAGACCUGCUGGGCAGAGACAUGUAGCUGUGGCUUUUGGUCCCCCAGAGGCACGGGUCUGUCCUGGGGAGGGUUACAGAUCCAGGAUGUCUGAGGACAGGCGCA
Molecule: messenger RNA, 1614 nt
Organism: Myotis myotis
Lineage: Eukaryota; Metazoa; Chordata; Mammalia; Chiroptera; Vespertilionidae
Gene: GADL1
Product: glutamate decarboxylase like 1
Exons: 15
Coding region: 28-1536 (502 amino acids)
Biological process (GO): carboxylic acid metabolic process
Cellular component (GO): cytoplasm
Molecular function (GO): pyridoxal phosphate binding; carboxy-lyase activity
Source: RefSeq, a predicted model, not a curated record